Mollisia scopiformis is the source of this 827-nucleotide messenger RNA. RefSeq lists its product as uncharacterized. Bases 184 to 783 code for a protein of 199 amino acids. The record is from RefSeq and is a predicted model, not a curated record. The transcript has a single exon. Lineage: Eukaryota; Fungi; Ascomycota; Leotiomycetes; Helotiales; Mollisiaceae.
CGUCGAACCAAUCUAACCACGGCUAUCUGGGAGCCAUAAAAUUAGCUACAUUAUAGAUAUUAGCCUUUCCUUCCAUACUUGGUACUAUUGCAAUCCUGAUUCGGCUUGCAACGAGUUAGUGCGUUCGAAGUAAUGCUAGCUAUAGCUGUGGGAUAGUGUGGAGGCUGUGAUUGCAUACAUUUUAUGAAGACAAUUCCUUUUAGAAGUCCCUUCUCUCCUGACCUGACUUUUGGUCUUAUUACCAAAAAAAGACUUUCCAACUGCUGUCUACACUUGUCAACACUCGAGGAAAUAGUAGCGGCAGAUGAAUUGACAACGAAGCGACACUUGACAACACCUACACUCUCGACCAAUAAGUUUCAUCUCAGGAACAAAACAAAGAGGAUAUCCAGACAACAUCAAGCCCCGUACCGCAGUGGGAUCUUAGACUCCGUAACGCGGGACCGGGAGCUCAACACAUCGUCUUCUGGCGUCCCAUCAGUUGUUGCUGAAGAGGAGAUAGAGGGGGUGAUGGGGCGUUUUAUAAUCACUAGCGUCGAGCUAGUGGACUUGAGUUGCAAUAACGAGGCUCUGGGUAAUGCAAGUUAUAUUCACUCUCAACGUCUCAUUUAUUCAUACGAGUCGCAUUCACCCUCAACGACUCAUACCUCGCACGACUUAUGUUUACAGUUUAUGCCUUAUCCGCACGCACAAUUUACAUCCAUGCUGAACGCCUCACCCAUCUGUACGACUUGUAUUUACAAUCAACACCUCAUCUACCCGUUAGACUUAUAUUCACGCUAAGCAACUCACCUAUCCAUACGACGACGUAGACGAGAUCAAGGCUG